GCACUGCAUGUAAUGUCUAAACUUAUGAAAGAAUGCUGGUAUCAAAAUGCAGCAGCUCGUCUUACUGCACUCCGAAUUAAGAAGACAUUGGCUAAUCUAGGUGCAAAUGAAGACCUCAAAAUAUGAAUAAAGAGAAUGAAACCUCUUCCUUUGUAAAAUAAAAGAUAGAAACACUAGCAAGGGAAGGCAACACAAAGUAUAACGGACUCCGUCCCAGGUGAGAGUUACACGUACAGACCGCUAGAAUUUCAAAGUGUUCUUCGGUGCCUGUUUUUAUCAGAUGAUCUGAUACCUUCAUCAUCAUACCUCAUGUAGGGCAAAAUUUUACAUGUACUUAGGCUUGACAGAUGGUUGAUAUCAUUUGAAUUUUGUACUCCCUAAAGUUACAUUUCAGAAGAUUUGAAUUAAUUUUUUGUACAUUCAUUGUUAUGUGACAGCCCACAAGCAAGGCUGUUGUGCAGGAAAGCGAGUCUGUAGGUGUGCUUCUCAGUUGAGACAUAGUUUGCCCCUAUGUGGUGAGUUCAGGCAGUUGUCCUGCUGGGGGGGGGAGGGUGAAACCACCCACUGGACCUGACGACUGUGACAUUUUCACUAGUCAUGCCUUUUUUUGUUUGAAACUUUUUAUGGAGUCAUUUUUAUAUAUAUAUGAAAGUGAAUGAGUGUGAAACUCAGUUUAGACUAACAAAUUAUAUGUAAAAAAAAAAAUAACAAAAUAAUUUUUAAAAGUCGUGAUUAACUUAUAGUAGAGCGGUCUCACCCAGCCUGUAGCUCCUGUAGCCGCCAAGACACUGCCCCCAAGUCUUGUUGAGUGUCCAAGACCCUGAGGGUCUGCACUUGUGAAUCUCAAGGGAUACAGACCAGAAAUACAAUUUUCAUCACAAGUAAGGCGGUGCAGCCAACCUGCCAUGUGCAAUGUACUCUAAUAUAGUGGUGGGGGAAAGAGAUGUGUUCUAGAACUCUCUAUAGGUAGUUUACAUGAUGGCGGCUUUCAUCUCCUAGAAAAUGAAUAGAAAUAGUUCAUAGGAACAUGUAGAUUUUUAUUGUGGAUGUGUCUCCACAGCUUUCACAAGAGUUAGCAGAUGAGAGACUGGCUGCACUGCUUUGCUCUCAGUCUUUGCUCAGAACUACAUUUUUUACUGCAGAUUUCAUUUUGUAAAAUAUUUUUACUUAAAUUAUUAACAUAGUAUAAUUCUUAGGAUGUUGCCACAUUUGGGUAUCUCUUUCACGCAUGCUUUUGGACCCACCCUUGCAUUGCUGAAUUCUGAUCAACCAUAGAAGAUAUAGAGCUGUGUGAAGGCAGUGUUUCUCAAUGAAAAAUAACAAUUAACUUCUUAGCAAAAUAUUAUAAAAAUUGAAGCUAGUUUGUGAUAAUCCACUUCGGUGUGCUGUUCACAUGCAAAAUGGGUAGAAAAAUGAGGGGAAAAAUUUAAAUUUUAAAAAUAUCAUUAUUCCUAUUAUUUUUAUUGGUCAUCUCUAAAUUCAGUGACACCUAAUAUUCCACAGAAUGUUUUUGGUUCUGUGGUGAGUGGUUGUGACUUAGUGAAAUGACUUGUUACUGAAAGGAUGAUCAGCUACUAAUUUUUGGUCAGAGAACAAAAUAUUCCCUCUAAUUUUGCCACACUUACACAACUUCCAAGCCUUCAGUAGGUUUUAUAAUGGCAUCUCCUAAUAGUUUGGUGUAUGGUGUUAACUUAAUCACAUUAGAAUUUCCUUAGAUCCGUGGGUUUCUUGGUUCUUAGUGGAAUAGGAAAAGUUACCUUUUGAUUUCCAACUUAUGUAUUUUAAUGCAGCUUGUUAAUCAAAAUGUGAAACGAUAUUGAAGGUAACAACUGUUAUAGAGUAUCUGAUUUAAGUGUAUGCCUUCUGACUUUGCAGAGUGUAGAAACCUGCUAUUAGUACUGGUUCACACGUGGACUACUUGCUAAUUCUCAAUACAGUCUCAUUAUUGUCUUGUUUUAUGGCCAAAUUGCUGUGUUAUGAAACUGGAUUGCUUCUCUUCUAUUGACCCAAUGCUGGAUUGUAACAUAUUUUGAGAAUCUCUCAUUCUUGAAACCAUACUCUGAACCACAUACACAAAAAAUGUGCGUGAUGUGUGCUACCCAGAAGCAUCAUAAAAGAAAUUAUAGCAAUUCAGUUAUUGGCACUCCUACAAUCUAGGAUGAUUGCCCUGCACACCUUACACAAAAAUUGCAUAUUUUUUAGGAUUUUAAAUUUAAUUUACCUUUUUUAAACUUCUCCACAUUUUAGAUUCUUGGUGCAGCUUAGCCAUAUGAAUGGAUAUUCUAAUCGCAUAUUAAUAUCAACAUCAAUCAAUUUAGAAGAGAUUUAAUAUGACAGCUUACAGUAUGUGCUAGAAUAAAACGAGCAGCUAUCAUAGUGAAAAACAAUUCACCAAAAAGAAUUCAUUUCUAACUUUGAUUUGUGCUACAUAAGUUGUCAAUUUAUUAAGUAACUAGCUUAUUACCCAUUAUUGCUUAGGUAUUUAUUUAUCAAAAUUGUCUAUUAAACAGCUCCACAUGCUCUUUCCACCUCUCCCUGCAUGCACACACUCAUACACCACCCUACCCACAUGUCUGCCUGCGUUGCCCAUCUCACCCUCCUCUUCCCGCAUGCCAUACCAUCCUUGCCUUCUGCCUUCCCUCACAUGUCCCAUUCCACAUGCCUUUCUGUCCUACGUACCCAACCUGGCCCCACAUCACCCACCAACAAUGCUGCUUAGACGCAUUCAAAGUUGCAUAAUUUGAAGUCAACUUUUGAAACCCAAACCCUCAUCCCCCUUUCCCCUCUCCCCCUCGCCAUCCCCCCUUCUUUCUCCUAAGUUUUUUCUCAGCUUCACAGAUUUUUUCUGCAACAUUUGAGAGCAAUCACUGUUGGAAACGUUUUGUGAAUCAAUUGUAGACCAUUACACCCAUCAAUUUGAUAUAUUAAGUUGAUCAUCACAAUUAAAAUAGUAACCUACACAGACAUCCAAAUUCUAGCCCAAGUGGCAAUUAAAACAAUUCUGAUAGGAUUUUUUUCAAAACAAUAUGGUUUCUUAAUUCAAUAUAAAUGUGUGUGCGUGGUUGGGGGGGGGGGAGCAGUUUAGGAUUUGUUUUUCCUUGUGUUCAGUAUACAUUUUACCCAGAGACCUCAUUCCCCAUUACUUUUGCAAUUAUAUAUAUUUAUGGGAUGACUCUUCAAAGUCUCCUUUUAAAUACCUGAUUGACAUACUGCAUUCUAUUUAAUGAAGAACACAUUUUAUUAUUUAAUUUUUUCAGUUAUUACAGUUUGAUGAUUUCUUCAAUGUAAGAAAUUUUACUUUCAUUGGCAUUUUCUUACACCAGCAAUUGUGAAUUGAACUUGCAUUGUUUGCAAAACUGAGAGGUUAAGCAAUGUCAUCACAAAUGUUGAGAAAUGAACUGUCAGCUAUUGGUUACAUUUGGAGAAUGAAAUUAGGACCAUUAGUUUUUAAUAUUCCAGUGUAAGUUGCAAAGAUGUAUUUAUGUAGAUUGUUCAGCAUUCUACAAUUUCUCCAAAGUAGACCAUUAAGUGGUGUUAAAUUAAAAAUCCCUUGUGUUUCGUCCAGACAUUUAAUUGUCUUUUUUGGUGUGUUGUGAGAAAUAAAACUGGUUGAUCCAAUUGGUCCUAUUCAUAGGGAUUUUUCUAGUAAAGUUUUUCACCCUAAAUUCAUAUAAACUAAUUGAAAUUUUCCUGAACUCUGAGUUUUUUUUUAAUUUAAGAAUUUUUUAUGUAUGGUACCAUGUCAUGAAACAUUACAUGAUUACAUAUGGUAGGUGCGUGGGUAAAAGGGAAUAAGUCAAGUUGUUGUCCAAAACGAGUAUGCUAGAACAUUGUUACAAUACUAUCAUUAAGUAUUGGGGAAAUGUAAUAUUUCAAUUUUGCGAUUAAUCUUUCUUGACAAAAUUGAAAUGAUAGUUAUCUCCAUAUUCACAAUAAUAGUAUCGUAGUAAAAUAAUGUUCUGGCAUUCUCAUUUUGGACAAAAGCUUGACUUAUCCCCUUUUGUAUGCCAUAGGUGAGUGUAAUAAUUUCCUGAAUAUAAACUUAUAUAUUGCUGCACCAAUAUCUCAUUUUUUUAACAUUUUGUUGCUGCAAUGAAGACUAAAUUGGAGAUUUUGUAUUUGCUUCUCAACUUGUGUGAUAUAUCUAAUUCAAGAGUAACAGAAAUUCAGAUACUUUCCAUGCAGUUCGAUGUGUCCUGAGCCAUUAAAUUAUUCCGUGGAUUGUCAUUUCUCAAAUAAGUGUUGGAAAUUUGGUAAAGAAUGGUUUAAACCCUUCGAAGUUUCAAGUGAUAGUGUAAUAAAUUAUCACAAAUAUUAAUUUCUUUUAAGUUUCAUUAAGGACUUGCAAACAUUCUGUAUCAUUUGGGGAGGAAACAAACUACGUAUAUGAAUUCAAGACAAAAAGGGUAUUGAGAAUUGUGUUUUUCUCUCAUUGGCCAAAUUAUGAAAAUUAAAUUUUAUUGAUCAUUGAAAUUAUUUAAAAGUUUUUGUCACUUCUGUUUUGGCUCUUUUUGAUUCUACAGCUUUCAGUUAAAUUUUCUGAGUAUUUCCGUGAAUUAUUGUUGUCAAACGUGUUUGUGGUUUUCUUGACAUCUUUUCUAGUUAUUUGUCAUUUAGUUGAAGGUUCAUUGAGGAACACUGCCAGAAAUGAAUUUAAAAGUUUCAUUGUUUUCACAUACAGGAUGCAUUCCAUAGAUAAGUGAAACUGACAAGCAUUUUGAACAAAAUUUUUAUAGCAAUGUAUUCCAUACCUCAGGAUCACAACUUGUGCUACUGUUCCUUGCCAACAGGCAAAGGUUUACAUACUAUAAUGAGUUCUGUAGUUAUUUGUCAUUAGUACUAUUAUAUACAGAUUAGACAUAUUUGCUCUGUACAUUGCCAAGUGUGGUUCAACUCUUGACUUUGUGCGUAAAUAUGUCUCCCACUCUUGCCAGGUGCUGAGUUUAUUUAGUGAGUACUGACCUGUUCGUUCUGCAUGAAGCAGAUGUGGUUUGUUGAAUAUUGAUUGUGACUCAUGUCCCCAUGAACCCCAUGAUGUCCCAUACAACAAAUGUUUUAUACGUGUGUGAAUACUGAGUAUAUCUUGCUGAUUUUUGCUAAUGCAUUUUUUUAAAAUAUCAAUUUAUAUCAAUGAAUAUUGUGUUUGUAGCUUCAUUGUGGAGCACAUAGGAUAUGUAAUAUUUGUACACUAGUGUGAGUGUGUGCAUAUGUGCGCGUGUGUGAGCUCAUUCACGUAUUGUAGUUCCUAUCAAUGUGGGUUUUUUGCUGUUCUGGUUGUAGUUUUGUCUCAGAUUUGUGACAAAAUUAUUUCCAGAUCUGGCAGCUAUGAGCCUUCUAUUUUGCAGUGUGUGUGUACAUAAUAUAAUUUUUAAAGUAUUCUUAAGAAUCUUAGGUUGAAGAUGUUAUAAUUUCACUAUUAUUUUAGCACAAUUCAGGUGGUAAACUGUCUUGCCCAGUUUAUCUUAAUUUUCUACUGAUGUCCAUGAAUUUCCAUUUUUUCCAAGCAAAACAUUUUCAGUACAAAACUUCCCCAUGUCAGCUCAUAUAUGAUUUUUACACUGCCCCCAUGAUUCCUGAACAAUACUCAGUGUUCUGGAGUGCAGGUUUUCCCUGUUCCCGUUAUCCGUCACUCCUCUCGUAUGACUACCUCUCCCUUCUGAAAGUAAACUUUCUCCCAACUUCCUAUUACCAUACCAACCUCAAAUGCAGUUCAAAUCAUUCUCAGUGUUUCUAAACAAAGCUUUUUGUACAAAGAAUAUAGGUCCUGCAUGUUUAAUGUUUAAAGAAUAUUGAUAACAAUAACCUGCUAACAUAAUACAUUGUCCAGAUGCAACAUAACAUAAACAAUAACACUUUCGUUUGUGAUGUUUUUAAGUGUAAAUGUAUAUUUGUAUGAAAGUAUGGUAGGGGGAAAAGAGGGAAUUUAAAUACUCAUAUUUGUAAUUUCUAAGGGCAAACUCAUUCAGGGUAUUUUGCCCAAAGGGAAAAAUCAUUAUACUGCAUCCCUCGAGAGAGCAUGUUUCAUAUUGACUCUACUUCUGCAUAAAUAAACUAUCUUGGUGAGAAUGCCAUUCUUUGUUGAGUCUAGAACUUCCCAGAAUUUUGAUACAGGAAGAAUGAGAGAGACAUAGAUCUUCUGUAGUCCAUCAAUCUCAGUGUUUUGUGGUAAAAUAUUGAAAACAUGAAGUGCAAUAUUUCUCGAAUGUAGUAGUGCCUCAUCAGAAUUUUUCUAAUACAGUGAGAUGACAGGUCAUUUGUUUGAUGAGGGAAAAACGUCUUUAAACAUUCCCCAUUCUUAUAAAUGUAUGAAAUUGUUACAGAUCUAAUUGUUAAAGAGUAAUAAUAAUUUUUAAACUCAAGAAAUAUCACACUCAAACGGGAGCCUAACUCAACGCCUUAUGACUCCAGCCAGAUAGCCUUUAGCCAAGCCUUUACAAGAAAUGUGUAGGGCCAAGGCAACUCUAUUUUCACUACCAGAGCUCUAUGGCGAGUCUUCUCCAUUUCUUUGUUAAUCAGUUGUAUUGCUAAUGGAUCGUAAUGUCAAUUCUCAGCACUGUCACUUCCUCGAAUUUUGUUUGACAAAAAAAAAUUAAGUGCAUUUCUUUUCCACUGGAUGUGUGUGCAUUCAGAUACUUAGCUGUUUCUUUUGCAAAAAGUGGUUUAAGCAAAGCUGAUAUUUGUGCUCUCGUUAGUAGAACAUGAGGAAAGCUGCAUCCUGGCCACUUAGUCUUGAACAUUUAUGGUAGAUAUGGGUAGACAUAAUGGAAUUGGCAGCUUGGAGUUGAUAAAGAUGAACAGGGGUUGGCGAUUAAUGUCCCAAAUGCUAAGACCAGAGUGUGUUUUUCUUACCCUCAUAUAAAAAACACAAAGUAUUUUGUCUUUAAUUUUAAAUGUUUUUAAUUUUACCAUACAAUGUUGCCAACCAUGACAAGUACUUAAAACUGAAUAGUAAAUGUUGCAUUUCAUUCUUUACAACGAAGCUCUUUUGGACUCUUUGGAGGCGCUAUAACCUAUUUGGCAUAAAAAAUGUUCUGUUUAUUAUCAAAACAGUUUGGCUGGUUAUAUUUUUCACUUAGAAUGUGAUAUGGAUGUGAUCCAUGGGACAUAUUGCCAACUCCUGUACUGAAACAUUGUUUUUGUUUGAUAGUUUCGUUUUAAUCUAAUGUUGUUGCACAUAAAAAUUGAUCAGGUUCUCAGCAGUCUUUAUUAUAAAGCUAUGAAAUUACUAUAAUUUAAUAAAACCACCCAUAAAUUAUUGAUUAUCUCACUUAAAUACUGUUUUAAUUAUACUUUUGAGGUUAAAACAUAAGUUCUGUUUUUCUCUCUCACUCCCCCUCUCUCUUUUUGUCAUGAUUGUUUUUUUAUAUCAAACUUUUUUUUAUUUAAUCUGUUGCAUUUUGUUCUGAAAAUUUAGUAUAUUAUAAACAGCCACUUUUAGAAUUUAAUAUUGUCUUCACUUUUGAUUAAGAGCUUUUAGUAAAGACUCAGUUUUAAAUGAUCCUCUUAAAAUUGCAAGAUAUGAGAAUACUUGAUAAGGUAUUGUCAUAAAAUCACACCUAGUUGUAAGUUGAUGACCCAUUGAUUAUAAAAUGUUUUUUAUUACCAUUGGUAGGUAAGCAUUCAUCAUCUAGUAUUCACAUUGGUACUAGAGGUAUUGUCACAUUCUGUGCAUAUAGUUAAGAUGUUAACUUGUUUUCGGAAAGAAUAAUUAACCCCUGCUUUAUUUGUAAUAUCCACAAAGUAUUUGACAAAAUAAUUUAUGGGUGGUUUUCUGUGAACCUGCUAGAAAUGUAGAAUUUUAUCAAUCUCAAAUUUAUCAAAUUUUAUGGGACAGUAAAUCUGUAAAACAUAUUGAAGGAUCAAGGUAAUACCAUUGUGGUGUGUUAGAUUUCCUUGAGAACAAUAGAAAAAGUGUGAUUUGGCAAACAAAACCUGCAGUAAGGGAAGGAAUUUAAAAAUAUAAGAUUUGAAGGUUACUUUACUAAAUAUAAUAGGAAACUUCAAACUUAAAGAAAAGAUGGAGUGUAUCUUGAAUAAAGGCAACUUUUUGACUACUUCAAUUCGUACAUUCCCAAGGACAUUCUGUACUUGGAUUCAUUCUAAAAUUAUGUUAUAUAAUCCUGAAGACAAAUUAAGCAUCUAUAACUUUGACUAGAGUUUUUAUUAUUAGCAGGGAGAGAUGCUGCUGUCUUUGUGGAGUAUGGUUUGGUAAAAGAUGGGUGUGAAGGUUUUUUUUGUCAUUGAUAUUUGCAAGAAUUCACUGCACAUUAGCUUUGGAAUCCUUUUUUCCAUACACUUGUGUUCAUUGCCUAUGCUUACAGCUUAUUUCCUUGAAAAUGUUGCAACUUCAGGAAUUUUUGUUGUAUUAAUGUAGAAGUGAGAAAUAAAUGGCAACAAAAAUGUGCCUGUUUUUAAAAUAAUAUUGUAAGCCUGGAUUUUGUAUGAAAAUGUUUGUAACAAAUUUCAUUAAGCACUUUUGUGUACACAGCACUUUAUUGAAAUUUUAAGGUGCAAAGGUAUUGGAGUGUUUUUUUACAUAAUCUUGCACUUUGAUAUAGUAUGUAUUAGGGCUGGAUUUAUCGAUGGAUAGUCAACAGAGAUUUGUCUCAAAUGUUGUAAAUCCUGCAAGAAAUCAUGAAUAAUUAGAAUUCUGCUUAACUUGCAUUAACAUGUUCGCAUGUUCAAUUUGUUUCAAAUUAAUCUAUAUAGUUUUCAAUGCUAUAAGUCACAUAGCAGAAACCGAUUGCAAUGAACUUUCCUAAAAAGCAAACAAGCUAUCAGACAUGAAAGUCUAUGAAUACAGGAAAACAUUUCCUUUUACAGUCAACUAGCCAAAUAAAUCCAGCCCAAGUAUGUAUGAGUAGGCAAGAAUGAUCUAGUGCUUAUUUCUAUAUUUCUAAAAUGAUCACUAUCAAGAAAGCACAGCACUUGAGCAUCUCUUGAAGGUUCGUGUUUAAGUGGCCAGGUACUCAUAGAAAUAUAAUGAUUUGUAUGGCAAGAAAUGCCUUUCAUUAGCAGGAAGUUAAAUAGUUUCUCAAAAUUGUAUAUGAAUAAGAAUGUGUAAGCCUUUUCAGGUAUUUUAAGCCUUCCUGCCUAGAUUUACUGAGUGAGUUUAUUGUGAGUGCUUUUCUAAUAUGUCAGCACUUUUGGGUGCAUGUUUCCAUGUUGUGUUCAAAAAUUAACCGGGUAACUUAUUGUUUAACAUUGUAAAACUUUUCAACUCUUUAUUGUCUACAAAUAGAUCUUGUGUUUGGGAUUAUUUUGGGACAAGACUAGUACAUAUUUUGUUACUUUGUAAAUAUAUAUACAUAUUUAACAUGGUUGUCACAAGUGUAAUUUGAAGAAAAACUUUCUUAUACAUGAAAUAUUUUGUAUCUGUGCGUAGGUUUACAGGACUCUCCAUUGGUAGAAGGCAGUUUUUAUCGAGAAUUCUUUGUACUACUACAUAAGUGUGUGCAUUGCUCUAUCUGGGAUCUGGCAAUUUGCAGUGGUUGCAACCAGUUUUGCACGUAGCUGUAACAGUAGAGUAUUUUUUACUGUACAUAAACCUGUAUCACUACUGACAGGCAGCAUGUUGCUAGACAGGCAAUUUGAAAAAUGCCAGGUACUAAGAUCAAAUGAAGGCAACAGUUUUUGGCUGCAUGGAGAACUCUAUUCUGGAAUCAGAUACUUUGGCACUUAAAGAAUUAUAUAUAAGUCAGGUGUUUCAGAACUCUCUAUGUAGUAAAGUGUCAAAUUCCAGCAGAUUUUUUGUUUUCCAAAAAAAUUCUGGAAUCAGAUACUUUGGC
Molecule: messenger RNA, 9788 nt
Organism: Gryllus bimaculatus (two-spotted cricket)
Lineage: Eukaryota; Metazoa; Arthropoda; Insecta; Orthoptera; Gryllidae
Source: the annotation of a GenBank genome assembly